Messenger RNA from Paramecium octaurelia, 193 nucleotides. Lineage: Eukaryota; Ciliophora; Oligohymenophorea; Peniculida; Parameciidae. The record is from the annotation of a GenBank genome assembly.
AUGGAAACUUUAAUUGAGAAAAAAAAUUGCUUACAACCAUACUAAGAAUUGAUAAUUUGCGUAAAGCAAGCUGCAUAACAAUCAAACCCCAAUAAAAGACCAUCAUAUACAUCUAUCUGUUAAGUAAAAUUAAAUGUAUUCCUAGCAAUCAUUUUAGAAAUUAGGUUUGUGUGUUGUAAAAGAGGAGAAAUGA